UGAUCUGUUUGCUUUGGUCACUUAACAUGACUACAAACCUGCCUCAGGCUUCAUAACUAAGUUAGCCUUGGUCCUUACCACUUCUCAUCAAGAGGGGCUUCGGAAGACUUUGUUCAAAUAUUAAUUUAUUUGCCAAGUAGUUCCUCACAAAAGUAUUUUCCUACAAUACAUAAAUCAAACGGAGCGUGGUUCUGCUGACGUGAGACACGGAAGACGAAGGGUUGUUGCAAUUUAGAAAUUACAGAGACAAAACAAUUCCCCGUAUUCAAUAAGAACCGGCCGGAUUUAUAUUUGCGAAGCCUGGCAUCAGUUUCAUACUUGGUUAAAAAUACACCUUCGACAUUCAUCAUAAAGUAGCUGGAUUCUAGUAGUUUGCAAAUAAACCACACACUAGAAGAAGACCUCUUGACAGCAGCAUAUAUUAUUCAAGGGUUGUUCCUGCCCAACAAGUUUAGUUUAGUGGAUUGCAUUGAAGUGAAUUUGGAUUAGCAAACGACUGCUAUACCACAAUUUUGGGGACAACUUGUGAAGAGCAAUCGAUACUUGAUUGGACUGCUGCUGCUGGAACUCAACUAUUUCAAUGUCCAUCAGAAGGACGGAGCAGAAUAGAAACUUGACUUAUUGAACAGGCACAUUUUCUCACAGUCCUGUUGUUGGAGUAGAGCUGUCACUGUCCCCGUUACACAAGUUGCGAAUUCCCUUGCCUUGCAACCCAACCGGAGGAGUAAUAUCUCAUUUCUCCAUUUGCCAACCUUGCAACAUCCCAAAAGGGAAGUUUAAGGGCACCACUUUUCAGCAGAAAAAGGAGAAAUGUCUUUCACUGAGACCCAAGUUAUUCACAACCUUAGCCAAUCGCCGUCCAGGAGCAUUGUCGGGUCCUUCAUCUUAGGGAACACUAAGACUGGAAUUGAGGGAGAUGAUAAAGGACUGAUUAUGACACUUGACAGUAAGCUGGGAGACGUAAUUAAACCGAUUAACGUGCUCCCACCACCACCUCCCAGCAGGAUUCCAGUAGUCACCUCCCACCAGUUUUGCGGCCUUUCUUCCCUCUCUGGAUGGCUGUUGCGAGCCUUGUCUUAUUUCCAGAAUGCUCACUUAGCCAUUGUCUCAUUUACAAAUAAUAUGGAUGAGACCAUUCAGAAGAAAGUUGCUCACAUUUUGCCCCUCUUCCUGUAUUUGAGUCUCCUGGUUCUGGCAGUUCAAGGCGUCGUGAUCAUGGUUCUCUUAGCCCAAUCUCUCCUCCCCCUGGGAAUGUGGUUUCUCAUGACGUGCAUCUCUUGCAUGGGGGGCAUUUUCUGCUCAACGUCUGUCAUAACGGAGUAUGACAAACCUUAUGCAAAAAGGACUCACAUCGAAUAAAUUAUAUAUUUAGUUAACAUUCACAAUAUCACUUUACUAUUUUGUAUCCUACGCGUAAUUACUUAUAAUCAUUAUAUAAAGUUGUCUAAGCGCCAUUUAGAUUUAUAUGCUAUUGAAUGAACAACCAGCAAAUCCGGCGGUUGUAGAUUUGUACUAUUGUUAUAAAUGUACCAAAUGAACGAAUUUUCUCAGAUUUAUUUAAUUAACUAAUUUAUCCAGUACAUUCACACAAAGUUACCCCGCAUCUACGAGCAAGUUUAAAUUACUUAUUUGAAGCAAUACUAUACCUACGAAUGCUUGACACUUUCAUUAAAACAUCAUUUGGUUUGAACUAAACAAUUGCCGAUUUACUCUGUUGGAGACAUUUUGGAGAUAAUUGGAAAACAGAUUUAAAGAACAUAAUUAAAUAUAUACCCAAAAGACUCUUGUAUCGUUUUUUGUAUAAUUUUUUAGGGUAAAGUGUGUGCUCCUAAUUUCUAUACGUUGCAAAAUACCAAAUGUUUAGAGGCAGUAUAAUAUGAAGGAUAUUUAAGGCCACAAAUUUCUGAAAUGCUGUAUCACAACUAAUAUGUAUUAUAUAUAAUGUUGGUGGUCUGAUUGAUUUCUAGUGCUUUGUGUGUAUAAAUCUCUGUGAUAAUAAUAUGCAAAUGUAAUAGAUGUUCCUAUAAUUUAUCGGUAAGGUAAAAACCACAAAUCAAGUCCAAAUUUUCAUUUGUAAAUGAAAACUUUUUCAAUACACAAAUAUAAGGUUAGCAAGUGUAAAAGGAGGUCAAUUGAGAAUAUGCGAACAAUAAAUGACGAAGAAUUUCAAGCUGA
Molecule: messenger RNA, 2175 nt
Organism: Folsomia candida
Lineage: Eukaryota; Metazoa; Arthropoda; Collembola; Entomobryomorpha; Isotomidae
Exons: 5
Coding region: 811-1359 (182 amino acids)
Source: RefSeq, a predicted model, not a curated record